GCAAAAAUGGAAAAAUACUACUACGCAUUCACCAUCUUCUUCAUGCUAGUAGGCAUAUUGGUACCAAUGGCAUUUACUCUCGAAAGGGCGGAAAUGUCGGGGAAAUCUUGCUGGUACAUAUGGCGUAAAGGAUGGCAUAGAUAUGAUAUAAGCGAUUACAUCCUGCCCACUAAAAACCUUACUUUCUUGAUUAUGCUUUGUAUAGGUAUCAUUACUACUUUGUCGGUCGAGUUUCGCGUUACCGUAAAUGGGCAAGUUGCCAAUAUUUAAGGUCAUAAUACAUAG
Molecule: messenger RNA, 285 nt
Organism: Zychaea mexicana
Lineage: Eukaryota; Fungi; Mucoromycota; Mucoromycetes; Mucorales; Lichtheimiaceae
Exons: 1
Coding region: 7-270 (87 amino acids)
Source: RefSeq, a predicted model, not a curated record